Molecule: messenger RNA, 2226 nt
Organism: Kwoniella mangroviensis CBS 8507
Lineage: Eukaryota; Fungi; Basidiomycota; Tremellomycetes; Tremellales; Cryptococcaceae
Exons: 10
Coding region: 1-2226 (741 amino acids)
Biological process (GO): regulation of DNA-templated transcription elongation; mRNA export from nucleus
Cellular component (GO): THO complex part of transcription export complex
Source: RefSeq, a predicted model, not a curated record
AUGGCAUCUACGCUGUACCCAUCCCUCAAAUCAUCGCUUGGCGCAAUCAUUGAUUCCUAUCCCCCCACCCGUCAACUCACCAAACCGAUAUCUCCAGCUGAACUUACCGACAAAGUCAACAAGGCAUGGUCAAAUAGUUCAGUGAACGUCAAUGCGCCGGAAAGUUCAUCUAAAUCAGGAGAAGUUAUAAGGACGGUCUUGGAAGUCGUGGGAAGAGAUGCAGUGAUAUUGCCAAUCACGAGUGCAGAACUUGCAGAACCCACUUCUGAAGCCUCGGAGAAGGAGAAGCAAGCAUUUCAGAUCAGCUUACAGGAUAGGCUAGAUAUUGUUCUGACCCUCUUCGAAGUGGUCUAUGCAUCUUAUCCCGAGACACCGUCACUUGAGCCAGGAGCUCUCUUCAUACCGUUAAUAGAAGAGCUGGUAGAACUGAUCUCGGUAGAAUCAUGGCGGGGACUCUGGACAUAUAUGGAGACUAGGUCAAAGAGAUUUACGAAGGACAUGCCAGCAUCUCGAGGAAAAGCUCUUCCUCUACUGCGUACCAUCAAUGCAUUCCUUAGAUUCCUACCCAGGACACCGGACGAUCUGGUCCUCAGAGGCCGAGUUCAUCAAUUCGCAAGCUCGGUGAUAAGUGUGGCGGACAAAAGUGCUAUCAACAUGAGAGGUGAUUAUGCGGAGGUGCGUACGACAUGGGAUGAGGAAGAGGUGAAGGAAGACCUUGCAGAGGAGAACAAGGAUGACAAGGACGGCGAGGGAGAUGUUAAAAUGGAAGAUGAAGUGGACAAGGAACCUUCUCAAAGUGAAGAUAGUGAAGCUAAGGAGCAAAAGCUUGAUUUCUACCCUACUCUCUGGUCCCUUCAGCAGUAUUUUGCUCAUCCACCCUCACUCGAUGGUCCAGCCGUCGGCGAACCUGCGAAGACACCCUUUCAUACAUUCAAGGAGAAGACUGAUUUCGUCUUACCGCAUCUAUUCGCACAGACACAGAAGGAGAAGGCUCUAUUAGGGAAAGAUGCUGAGGUGAUUGGCAAAAAGCGGAAGCGGUCAGCCGAGGACGUAGAAAAUGGUGGAUUCUUCCAUCCCAGGUACCUUACCGGAAAGAGGUUGUUCGAGUAUGAGCUUGCCGACCCCUCAUUCCGUCGUCAGAUCCUCGUUCAGUAUUUCAUCCUCUUCCAAUUCCUCUUGAACCUCACUCCUGCUUCAGCUGGUAAACAGGCAUUCACCGGAGGUAUGCCCAAGACUUUUGUCUUGAAUACUGAUGACGAGAAAUGGGUGAUUUCGAAGGUUCAGACCAUUAGAGAUGAGCUGUUGAAAAUGGUCGAUGGAAAGAGAUUUGAGGAAACCGUCUUGUCAAUCAUAACUAGAGAGGUGCAUUAUGCACAAUGGAAGAAUGACCAAUGUCCCGAAGGCGUCUUUGAAAUUCCACCGUUAGACGAGAGUACGGCGAAAGAUGCUGCUAAAUUAUGGGAAAGGCGACUCGCUCCUCCAAGAGCAUAUGCGUUCAAGGUCGGUUCACGACCCUUGUCGAUGUUAUGGAAUAAUGGAUUCAAAGGUAUCGAUCAGCUGAAAGGAAGGCAGAAAGCCACAAAUGAAGAGCAGCUGGAUGAAGAGUUGAGGAAGAUAGAGGAGGAUGAGGAAGAUGAUAAAGCGAUGGGUAUCGAACCAGCCCCGGAAGUCUUAGCAGCCAACAAAGAGCGAAAGACCAGUCUCACUUGGCGUGCUCUCCGACUUGCCUCUCACGAUCAUCUAAGGUAUUUCAGAACUCUCGCCCCCAAGAGGGAUCUUCAUGUACUCAUGAAAGCUGUCAAAGGCGAGGCGGAGAAGCCAGGCCCUGCAGUGGAAAACCAGACCGAAGAGGAAAAGGCGGUCGAAGAUGUCCCAGAAAAGGAGGUCUUAGACACCAAGAAUGGAGGAGAAGGCGAAGAGAAAUUCAAUGAUGGGGAGCAGAAAAUGGACGAAUCAGAUAAUCAGCCUGACGAAGAUACAGAGGUAGUAGAUGUAGAGAAGCCGGAAAAUGCCGAGACGGAUGUUGAGAUGACACAAGAAGGGGAAACAGAGCAGAAGAUUGAGGAACAGGGCAAGGACAGAGUCGCACCGCAGGAAACCGAUGAAUCCACAGUUACGUCGAAGGUGGCAGAACAGAGUCAGGAAGACGGCCAAAAGUCCGAAGAACAGACCAGUGAAGUCGCUGAAAAGACCAUGGACGAAGAGGCUGACAUGGCCUCGACAUAG